CCCGGCGUGGCGUCAGCGCUCGGCGGCCGGGGAGCGACGCUCUAGGCUGUCAGCUCGGUGGUUUCCAGCUCUCCGCGACCGCAGGGCUGGGGCGACCGGAAAAGCCAGACUAAUCAGGACGAGUUCGGGCGUGGAAUUGGGCCUGAAGCCCUCACGCCCAGCCAGGCCUGAAUGCCCCAGACCCCACCGUCACCCCCGUGGCCUGGAUGGAGCAGGGGACGGCCGGCGAAGGCGCGGGGUGGAAGGGGAGCGGCGACGAAGGCGCGAGGAGCUGACUGGGAAUCCCCGAGCUACCCGAGGCAAGACACUGAACUUGAGUCGCACUUUUCAUGCCUGUAAAAAUGAGAAUGACAGCUGUGAUAAAAAAAAAUUCAUCUGGGCGAUAUCUGGAACGUGUAAGGCGAAAGAGAAUGAAAGACGUAGAUAACCUCAAAAGUAUAAAAGAAGAAUGGGUUUGUGAAACAGGAUCUGAUAAUCAACCUCUUGGUAAUAAUCAACAAUCAAAUUGUGAAUAUUUUGUUGAUAGCCUUUUUGAGGAAGCUCAGAAGGUUAGUUCCAAAUGUGUGUCUCCCGCUGAACAGAAGAAACAGGUAGAUGUAAAUAUAAAAUUAUGGAAAAACGGAUUCACCGUCAACGACGAUUUCAGAAGUUAUUCCGAUGGUGCCAGUCAGCAGUUUUUGAACUCCAUCAAAAAGGGGGAAUUACCUUCAGAAUUACAGGGAAUUUUUGAUAAAGAAGAGGUGGACGUUAAAGUUGAAGACAAGAAAAAUGAAAUAUGUUUGUCUACGAAGCCUGUGUUCCAGCCCUUUUCAGGACAGGGUCACAGACUAGGAAGUGCCACACCAAAAAUUGUUUCUAAAGCAAAGAAUAUUGAAGUUGAAAAUAAAAAUAAUUUGUCUGCUGUUCCGCUGAACAACUUGGAACCCAUUACUAAUAUACAGAUCUGGUUGGCCAAUGGAAAAAGGAUUGUCCAGAAAUUUAACAUUUCUCAUAGAGUAAGCCAUAUCAAAGACUUCAUUGAAAAAUACCAAGGAUCUCAAAGAAGUCCUCCGUUUUCCCUGGCAACAGCUCUUCCUGUCCUCAGGUUGCUAGAUGAGACACUCACACUGGAAGAAGCGGAUUUACAGAAUGCUGUCAUCAUUCAGAGACUCCAAAAAACUGCAUCUUUUAGAGAAUUUUCAGAGCACUGAUUUUUGAUAGACUAAGUGGAAAAUUUGCAGAGAAAUGAUGGUUGUAAGUGGACAUGCAAACCAAAAUUGGGGACUGAAGAAGUCAGACUCACUAGACUUUUGGUUCGAGUACUAUUGAACUCUCUCCUGAUGAGAAGAUGUUUAGAUAAGUACAAGUUAAGAAAGUAGCAUAUGACUGGAAACUAUAUUCAGUGCACUUUCUCCAAAAGACUACCCAGAAAAAUAGACUUAUUUUCAAAUACCAAUUAUCAAGAUAUAUUAAAUAGCUAUAUUGUUUAGAAUCUUAAUAUGGUAUAAAUUAGCAAAUGUAUUCACAAUAUUCAUUCAAACAUCAUUCCCAGACAGCAGGGAUUUAUUUAAAUGUUAGCUGUCUCAGAGUUUUUAAAUAGCUAAUACGACCGGGUACAGUGGUUCAUGCCUGUAAUCCCAGAACUUCGGGAGGCCGAGACAGGCAGAUCACGAGGUCAACAGAUUGAGACCAUCCUGGCAAACAUGGUGAAACCCCAUCUCUAGUAAAAAUACAAAAAUUAGCUGGGCGUGGGGGUGCGCAACUGUAGUCCCAGCUACUCGGGAGGCUGAGGCAGGAGAAUCUCUUGAACCUGGGAGGUGUAGGUUGCAGUGAGCUGAGAUUGAGCAACUGCACUCCAGCUUGGCGACAGAGCAAGACCCCCUCUCAAAAAUAAAUAAAAUAAAGUAAAAUAAAUAUAAAUAAUUGUGGCCGGGUGCAAUGGCUCAUGCCUGUAAUCCCAGCACUUUGGGAGGCUGAGACGGGAGGAUCACUUGAAGCCAGGAGUUUAAAACCAGAAUGGUCAACAGAGUGAGACCCCUGUCUAUAUAUUUUUUUAAUUUAAAAGAUAAAAGAAUAAAAUUGUGUAGCUCAGUAUAGUAUCAAGAUUAAUCUGCCUACUCACAUUUCUAAACUUUAUAAAAAUGUAAUAAAAGAAAAUUAUCUUUCUAGAAAGCCUAUUCCCUUUCCAUUUUAUUUUCUUUCAAAAAUUAUGGAUUUGUUUUUGGCUAACAUUUGGGAUUAGCCAUUUAUUUGCCACCACUCACUUAGAAUAUAAUGCCGGUGUGUGUCACAUUACUAGUAUUUUUUAAAUGCAUCAUAUAAAGUAUGGUUUUCUGUUUCUUGUUUGUUUGUUUGUUUGUUUGAGACGGAGUUUCGCUCUUGUUGCCCAGGCUGGAGUGCAGUGGUGCAAUCUCAGCUCACCACAACCUCCACCUCCCGGGUUCAAGAGAGUCUCCUGCCUCAGCUUCCCAAGUAGCUGGGAUUACAGGCAUGCACCACCAUGCUUGGCAAAUUUUGUAUUUUUAGUAGACACGGGAUUUCACCAUGUUGGUCAGGCUGGUCUCGAACUCCUGACCUCAGGGGAUCUGCCCACCUAGGCCUCCUGAAGUGCUGGGAUUACAAGUGUGAGCCACCGUGCCCAGCUGGUUUUCUGUUUCAUACAUCAGAGUCAACUUGUGAAUACAUUUAAAGAUUAUUUCAUUUUGACAUCACGAAGAAAAACAGGCUUUAUAUCUUAGACUUUAACUAAAUCCAGUUAGACCUCAAUUUUUCACUGUCAGAUUAAAUCCCCGUACCUGAAAAUAAGUUUAACAUUUUUUUUUGCAAAUGAUCUAUUGAAUCAGAUUUAAAAUGAAGCAUGCAUUGAGUGUGCCAAGGAACUAAGUGGUCCAUAGCAGCAGUAAUGUUCAUAGGGUGUGAGAUGCCUGCUAUGAAACAGCAAUUCUCAAACAUUUUUAUCUCAAGACCAUUUGUUUAUGUGAGCUAUAUAUAUUAUUAUAUUAAAUAUUAAAUUUUUAAAAUAUUUAUUUAUGGGCCAGGCACGGUGGCUCACGCCUGUAAUCCCAGCACUUUGGGAGGCUGAGGCAGGCGGAUCACAAGGUCAAGUGAUUGAGACCAUCCUGUCCAACAUGGUGAAUCCCCGUCUCUACUAAAAAUACAAAAAAAUUUAGCUGGGUGUGGUGGCAUGCGCCUGUAGUCCCAGCUACGUGGGAGGCUGAGGCAGGAGAAUGGCUUUAACCCGGGAGGUGGAGGUUUCAGUGAGCCGAGAUUGUGCCCCUGCACUCCAGCCUGGUGACGGAGCGAGACUUUGUCUCAAAAAAAAAAAAAUUAUUCAUUUAAAAAUAACUUCUGGCUGGACAUGGUGUCUCACGCCUGUAAUCCUAGCACUUUGGGAGGCCAAGACAGGUGGAUCACUUGAGCCCAGGAGUUUGAGACCAGCCUGGGCAACAAGGCAAAACUCUUAUCUAUAAAAAUUACAAAAAUUAGUGCGGUGGCUCACACCUGUAAUCCCAGCACUUUGGGACACUAAAGUGGGCAGAUCACCUGAGGUCAGGAGUUCGAGACCAGCCUGGUCAAUGUGGUGAAACCAUGUCUGUACUAAAAAUACAAAAAUUAGCCAGGUGUGGUGGCACAUGCCUGUAAUCUCAGCUACUAGGGAGGCUGAGGGAGGAGAAUUGCUUGAACUCAGGAGGCAGAGGUUGCAGUGAGCCGAGAUUGCGCCACUGCACUCUAGCUUAGGCAGCAGAGUAAGACCCUGCCGUAAUAAUAAUAACUUUUUUUUUUUUUUUGAGAUAGAGUUUUGCUCUUUCCCCCAGACUAAAGUGCAAUGGCACGAUCUCGGCUCACUGCAACUUGCGCCCCCUGGGUUCAAGCGAUUCUUCUGCCGCAGCCUCCCGAGUAGCUGGGAUUAUAGGCGCCCACUACCACGCCUGGCUAAUUUUUGUAUUUUUAGUAGAGACAGGGUUUCGCCAUGUUGGCCUGGCUGGCCUCUAACUCCUAACCUCAGGUGAUCCGCCCGCCUUGGCCUCCCAAAGUGCUAGGAUUAUAGGCGUGAGCCACUGUGCCCAGCCAAUAAUAACUUAUAAAACAUGAAACGAUUUAGUGAGAAAAGUGGCCGGUUUUUUGGGGGGAAUUACUUUCCGUCAUAAAGAAGAUAGAUGGGUUCUCAUGUCAUCUACAUUCAGUCUGUUGUGCAGUCACAUAUCAUGUAGACUCUGGAAAACACCUCUGUAUACUGGUGAAAGAAUGAAAAGAAGCACAUAAUGCCUUAGUAUGAUUAUGAAAAACGUUUUGACUUCACAGUGCCCUGAAUGGGUCUUGGGAAUCUCCAGGGAUCCCUCAGGCACACUUUGAGAACCAAUCUAUAUAAAGUGAUGGUUCACAAUGAUUCUCAAGCCUUAGCUUCAGAAUCAUUUGGGGCAGCUUUUCAAAAAUGCCAUUCCUGCCACCUACCACAAAGAUUCUGAUUCACUGUAUCUGUGAUGGGUCUCAGAUCUCUGCAUUUUUAAUCUCACGUGAUUCUUAAGUAUGUGGUGGAAGUACCUUUCUUCAGGAAAUUCUGUCCUAAGCUUUUACCCUGAGAAAAUAAAACCUGCAUGCUUUCACCAUGGACAGUGGGAGACUCCACUGAAACACAUCUGCUAGACCACUAAGUUUAUCCUUGUCACCCAGUUUGCUCUUGGAAAGAGUCUGUUCCCUUUUGUCACUGAACCAAUCAUGACAUAAACUUGUGCUUUACCUCCUAUAGCACAGCCGAGAUAAGGCUGGAACAUUUAAUUAAGGUUUUUACUGAGGACUCAGGAAUAACAACAGGGAAAUAUCUAUGUAACUAGAUGACCUGACAUAAAAUCUGUCUUCUGAUUGCAGUCUAUUGUGAGAAUGCUGCUUUUCCUAGCUCCCAGCCUUCCAUGGGGCAGAAGGCUGUCUUUUAAUUAGGAAGAGAGGGAGGACAAAGGAGAGCCUUUUCUUUUGUCCAUUACUCUUAGAAAUGAACAGGUACAUAACAGAAAAUAAAUAAUUAUUGUUGGUAGUGUUUACACAGCAGUGUUAGAGCCUCUCUGUAGUGAAACAAAAAUAAUGUUCUUACCCAAAAAAAAAAAAGAGGCAAUGAUAAAAUCAAUGAGCUUAUCUUUCUGAUAUAGAAAAUAACAGGAUGAUAGUUAAUACAUGCUCAGGAAUCUAAGAAAAUGUUUCAUAUAGGCCUAUCAUGUAGCAUUUUUAUUUGCAUAAUUAUAGUCAACAUAUGAUUCUCCAUGUAGGGGUCUCUCAUUAAGAAUGUUUCCUGUGUACCUAUAGAAAAGCCUCUUUGGUAGAUUUUCCGGUUUAUAAUUAUUUAACCAGAAGAUACACGGGAGGUUCUUUUGUAUGUACCUGUAGAAUACAUCCCAGUAAGGGUCCUAUGGAGCAAGACCUGUUGUCAGCAAUAACCUUCAUUAUUCUAACUGUGAAACGUUCAUUAAUGCGAAUAAUAUUCUCAAAGAUUUUCUACAAUGAGAAUCAUCCAGUAAAGCUUUUUACCUGAGAAUUUAAAAGUUGUAAAAUUGUUAGUUAAAUGUGUAUAAUUAUCAAAAGAGGUUGACUUUGGAAAACAAACUGAAUUUGCUAAGGGAAGGAAAACUUGAAAAUAAUCACCUUAGAUGUGGCAUACAAUUUGACCUAAGCAAUUGUUUCAAAACUGUCUUCAGUUUCUUGAAAAUAAUUGUUAGGGCUGAUAUAUAGAAAUACAUAUCUAGGCCAGGCACGGUGACUCAUGCCUGCAAUCCCAGCACUUUGGGAGGCUGAGGUGGAUGGAUCACGAGGUCAAGAGAUCGAGACCAUCCUGGUCAACAUGGUGAAACCCCGUCUAUACUAAAAAUACAAAAAUUAGCUGGGUGUAGUAGUGUGCGCCUGUAGUCCCAGCUACUCAGGAGGCUGAGGCAGGAGAAUCACUUGAGCCCCGGAGGCAGAGGUUGCAGUGAGCCGAGAUCGCGCCACUGCACUCCAGCCUGGGCAACAGAGCGAGACUCCGUCUCAAAAAAAAGAAAAAAAGAAAUACAUAUCUAAUGUUACAGAUUGUGGUUUAUUGGUUAAUUACUAUGCAUUUUUUUCAGUUUAAAAAAUAAUCUUAUUUUAUAUACUUCUCUCAGUAUAAUUUUUCAUGACAUUUCAGCAUGUUGAUAAUAUGUGUGCAUCUAUUUCAGUGCCUUAAAGUAUUUUGAGAGCAAUCUUUUGCUGACAGUUGAAGAACUGUUAAUGAAAUACUGUUCAUUAAAAGGAUCUGUGAAAUCA
Molecule: messenger RNA, 6246 nt
Organism: Gorilla gorilla gorilla (western lowland gorilla)
Lineage: Eukaryota; Metazoa; Chordata; Mammalia; Primates; Hominidae
Gene: UBXN2A
Product: UBX domain protein 2A
Exons: 7
Coding region: 330-1190 (286 amino acids)
Biological process (GO): Golgi organization; membrane fusion; autophagosome assembly
Cellular component (GO): nucleus; cytosol
Molecular function (GO): ubiquitin binding
Source: RefSeq, a predicted model, not a curated record